Molecule: messenger RNA, 3423 nt
Organism: Adineta ricciae
Lineage: Eukaryota; Metazoa; Rotifera; Eurotatoria; Adinetida; Adinetidae
Source: the annotation of a GenBank genome assembly
AUGCGCUUUAAUCCUGACCAUGAUCCAAAGGUUGAAAAAGAAACGAUCGAAAAAAUCAAACAGAUGAAGAUCAUUCCGAUCAAACAACAAUCACGCUUAGCAUCUAUCAACGAAUUCGAGAAAUAUGCGAUCACAUUUCCAUUAGACAAAUCAGUGAAGUAUUCCAAACACUUGAAACUCGUUCUUGAGGAUAUACCAACAUUGGAUGAGUAUCUCUUAACUUUUAUCGAAGAUAAACAUCCAAGACAGGUGGACUCGAUUAAACAACUCCUUCUGAAACUCGGUGUUACCGAAACACGUAAUAUUAAUGAAAUGUACCGUCUUCAUAUGCUACCCGUCAUGUCAGAUCCAAAGCGUUGGACUGCAAAGUCAGAUUCGGUAUUAGUUGCCUACGUUAUGUGUAUUUAUGAUUAUAUCUAUAAAGCAAAGGGAUAUAUGCUAUCUGAAAAUGAAUUGGAAACGUUGAGAAAAGUUUUGGUUGUAAAAACCCGUGACAAUAAAUUCGUUUCGUUAGGCUCACCUGAUAUUAUUGUCCAUCUAACAGCAAAAUAUGGAUGUAAAAAGUCUUUAGAGACGUUGAAAUUAUCAAAACAUCAGUUUGUAUUCAUCUCCGAUGAUUAUUACACACAAUAUCGUACAGAUCUGUUGAAUACCGAUAGCGAAAUAAACUAUUUUCUUUCAUUUCUCAACCAACUGGGCAUCUCUGACUCUUUUCAAGUCAAUUUCAAAGAUGAACCUUUUGCCAGUGUGGAUGGAUUACUAAAUACCAAAUGGGCAUAUUCCAUGGCACAAUUAUCGGAAUCUGUUCACGAGCCGUUUAUCAUCAAAGAUUGCGUGUGCGAAGAAUUCGAUAAACUCAUUUCGACUCUUGACGAAAAUGAAUCUAAUGACCUGGAUCUAUGUGGACAGUUGCUUCACUAUUUAGACAAACAUUAUCGAUAUAUUAUGACAUUUUUCACUGCUUCAGUCUAUCUAGCUCGAACAUAUAAAUACAAUCCAACGCCAAUUCAAGGUAUUGAAUCAUCAUUUUGUCUUUCAUUGAGACAACGUGCUUGGAUUCCUGUUCUUGGUGGUAAACUAUUCAAACCUAACGAUGUAUAUAUAAUAUCGCAGAAUAGUCAAACCUCUGCUUUUCGACGAUAUGUUCCACAUUUAGAUGAAUCGAAAGUAUCAUUAAUCAAUUUAGAUUUUCUGUCUAAUAUACUUGGUAUUCAGCAAUCUGUUUCGGCUAGAAUUAUAUUCGAAUUAUUGAUGAAAUGGUCAUGUGAUUUAAAUAAAGAAGCAUUGUGGAAUUUGGUAAAUGAAACACAAGCGUCUGAAUUCAUUCCUUGUACUCUUCCUAGUACAUUUAAACAGAGUUGUUUGGACUCUAUCGAUAACUUCUGUCAAAUCUACCAGUUUCUUGCAUCGGAUCAUGAAACUAGAAGUCUUGUUCAUCGUUUUCACCUUUGGCCACUCAUAUUCAUACCCGAAAAUCAAAAGGAAGGAAACUUUGUCUUUGUCCGACAAACAUUUUGGCAUGAUCCCUCGUUACUUCUCUCAUCACAUCCGACCUCCAACAAUCGAAUUUCGCUGGAAUCUUAUUAUGGAAAUAAUACAAUUUUACAAUCCUUCUUUCUUGAAGUUCUCGGUGUCGAGUGUCAACCAAUUAUUGAUGAUUAUAUUCCGUUGUUAUCAAAUAUUCACGAGAACGAUCAACUCUGGCAAGUUAUUCAAGUAAUUACGAAAUUAACUAUAGAGCAAGAGAAGCACAAAGAAGUUCGAGAGAAAUUACUUGAUCUUCCAUUCAUUCCCUGUAUGAAUGAAAAUCAAAAACUAAUGAAAUACACUGAUCAUCCAUUCUACCCGCAUGAUCGUGAUAUUGCUAAUCUGUUCGUUGAUGUUCUAUCGGUCAUCAAACUACCGAGUUAUGAUCUUUCAUCUGAUUUCAAAAAGCAUUUUUGCAUACUUUUCAACAUCGAAGAUCUUGCAAAUCAUAUUCAAACAAGAGUUACUGUUGAAAAUGAGCAACCUGCAAUAAACUUAUCCAGUUUUUACCGUCAAUCAAUCGAUCUUAUUCAAGAUUUUGUACUGUCGAAUCAUUUUAUAUCCGAUACCCAAUCGAAUCAUCUAUCAGCAAUCUUUGCACGCAUGCAAUUUUUGUGCGUUGAUCAUAUUCAAGUUUCGUAUUCGUACGGAAGUGACCUUGUCAAAGCACCUUCGAAUUUGCACAGCAUCGAUACGUAUAUUGAUCAGCAAGAAUGCAAAUUUUAUAUUUUGAAGAAAUAUGAAAAUUCAGAGAUGCGGUACAUCGAUGCAAUGGUCGAAUUUAUCGUGAAAGAUGACGGCGCUCGAUCAAAACUCUUAACAUGUAUUCGAAAACUCUUGCAGAUGUAUCAGAACGAUGCGGAUCAUGGCCUAGAUGUACCGCAUAAAAAUUUAAAGACAAAUCACGAACCAAAAUGGACCAUUCCAGAGAUUGCAAACAAAGAUGUUUCAGUUACAUUGAAAGAAGAGAAGAUACCAGUAGUCGAGAAACCAGUAAUAACAGAUGAACAGAUUGAACAGUUGAGUAGUGAACCUACUCGUCGACCGAAACCGCGAGCAAAAGAAACUACAAAUGAAGAAAACGCGAAUCAACUAACAAGUUUCCCUUUGAAAGCAGGCGCUGCAGAAUCGAAAGAUCCUUCUACACUGAAAACAACGUCAAAAUCUACCGCUGAAAACUCAACCAAAGAAAAACCUACAGUUACAUUAGAUUCGGGCGAUCGUCAAUCACGAACAUCGGACGAUCAUGAACACCAAAAUAAUGAAAAUCGAGCGAAGCAGACAAAACGAGACAAACAUCCCGAUAGUGAACAAAGUAAAUCUUGUUCAACCGAUGACAAUAACAAAGAAAACUCUCGUCAAUCUCAUGUUCCUAUUAAUUAUUCGGAUCCGAUUUCGUUCGCCGCUAAUUUUGAACGUAUUACCGUUUCUACCCUCCCUGAUCUUGAUCUAUUUAAUGCUUCAUCAGCAAAUGAUCCAUCCGUUAGUAUUCCCAACCGUCCUCACGGAACUGAAGCUGAUGUACUCACAGGUCGUCAAGGUGAAGAAUUCGUAUUCUAUUACCUGAAAUGGAAAUAUCCGAAGGAAACCAUCGAAUGGUUAAAUCAAACAACUGAAUCUGGGAAACCGUACGAUAUUCGGCUAAUUUUUUCAUCAGAAGAUGCCAGAAUGGAAUUCAUUGAAGUCAAAACAACUCGCACACUUGAACAAAAUACAUUUCCUGUAUCUUUUGCUGAAUUUGAAUAUCUCCUCCAACACCCGACUAAUUAUUUCAUUUAUCGAGUUUAUUAUGCAGAUAAUCGAGAUUUAUCCACGAUCACAGUAAUCAACCGAAUCAAAGAAAAUUUACAAAAGAAACAACUUCAGCUUAGUAUGACAAUGAAGCCUCGAACCUAG